AAGUCUCCUGAACCCUUAAAAUGACGUCACGAGAGUCAACAUAGAGCGAUGAAAGCACCAUCAUUUAACCGGCAAUCUACCUUCAAGUAACCUCCAGUCAGUAAACAACUCCUUAUUCUCCCCGUUGACUUAUUUUUCCGGUUUUGUGCCUUUUUGAUUUUCCCAUCGAAUCGAAAAGAUGUCAGCUCCACCGAAAAAACAGACGUUGGGCUAUGAGGAGAGCGGUAGCGACUCGGACGAAGAUCAAAGCGAGAACGAGGAAGGGAUGGAGUACACGGGUGACGAGGAGAUCCAGGUGGACUUCGAAGGCCGAAGCCCGACCGACUCCGACUACCACGGCAUCAAGCAGCUCCUGGCCCAAUUGUUCCUGAAGGCUCAUCUUAACCUGAGCGAACUGACGGACAUCAUCAUCGGCCAGAGCAACAUCGGAAGCGUGGUCAAACAAAGUGGUGCAGGUGAGAUAAAUGAAGAUGAUGAUGAUGACGACGAUGAUGACUUGAUGGGAGUGUUUGCAGUUACAAGCGCUGUUAGCCUAUCUUCAAAAAAGAAAGUUGAAGUAGUUCAGCAACUGCGGUCAUUGCUGGUGGAGCUGAGUUCAAGUCAUGCCACGGAGGAAUGUAAGACGUUUAUCAAAACAGCUAUCGAAGAUGCAGACGCGCCUCUUGGCUUGAUUAUAAAUGAGAGGUUCAUUAACAUUCCACCACAGCUUGCUGUGCCAAUUCUACAAAACUUAAGCAAUGAGCUUAAGAAGGCUGUCGAGAAGAAAGAGCCAUACAAUUUCUCACACCUAAUAUUCAUCUGUAAACUGUACAAAGACGAAGAACGGAAAGGAAAGAGGAAGAAGAUGCAGGAUGAUGUCAUCUGGUCAAAUCCUGAGGAGGAAAUCAUUGAUCAAAUGGCCGACUACAAGUUUGAGUUUUGUGUUAAGGAUGAAGUUGACUCCGGUCUCAGCGGAAACUGGCUCUCGGGCGAUGACACAAUGAUACCUUACAGGCGUGUCUUAAUAAUCGAAGCAAAUAAGUUUGAUUCCGUCAUAGAGCAGAUCAAGAUAGCCGUCCAACGUUAAAACUAUAAAAACCCAACCUGAUGGAUGUACCAUAACUGAUGUAUAUUUUUGUAUUACUCGAAAGAAACGACAGCCAAUGAUGAUCCCCCCCAUAUUUUUAUUUAGUUGUUAUUUUUAAAUUUUAUAUGUUAUAGCAUAUAAAUUUAUUUUCCAAGCCUCCUAAGUGUAUUUCUAAUGAUGUAAUCAUAAUAGUCAUUCUUUUCAAAAUACAAUAUCAAAAGUUUAAUUUUU
Messenger RNA from Cimex lectularius (bed bug), 1297 nucleotides. Its product is annotated as protein BCCIP homolog. The coding region runs from base 179 to 1066 and encodes 295 amino acids. NCBI's taxonomy places the organism in Eukaryota, Metazoa, Arthropoda, Insecta, Hemiptera, Cimicidae. Gene Ontology annotation, cellular component: nucleus. The transcript has 6 exons. The record is from RefSeq and is a predicted model, not a curated record.